UGUUAAAGAUACAAAGGUAAACGUACAUGUGAGUGGUAGAGAUACAAAUCUGGUUGACAUGAAUGAGCCAUUAAAUGAUGAUGAAAAAACGUUAUGGCAAUAUUUGCUGACAACAAUCGAUAACAAACGAAGGGCGGAGAGCAAAAAAUGUAAUGUGGACGAUAAAGAAAUAGAUGUUGAAAAGGAGAAGAAAGAGGUCAGCCUGACAUUCAACUCAACUAUUUUUGAAACCUCACAUGGAAUGACAACGCGCGCAUUUUUGAUAAACACAUUGGAGGAUGGGCAAUGGAUCUCACAAAACGUGAUAGAUUGUUGGGCGGCUAUUUUGAAUUACGAAGAGAAAAAAAACAAUACAUCAGGGAAAAGGCGAUUAUGGUGUUAUACGACAACUAUCCCGGAUUAUGUGUUGAAAACGAAACAGACGGAACAACAGGCGUUUACAAUAUUAACUUCACACUUGAAGGAGGUUGUUGAGUGUAACAAUAAAAUGUUGGAGUUAAAGGAAUUUAACAUCAUAAUAAUACCAAUGACCGAAAGAAAGCAUUUCUAUAUAAUAUGCUUUGAUUUGGAGAACACAAAGGUCGAAGUUAUUGAUAAUAUGGUGAGUAGCCGCGGGUUUUAUAGAAUGUCAGCAGAAAGAAGUUUUAAAGAAAAUGGAACGCCAUCUAAAGUGAAAAAUUAUAUGGUUGGCUAUUUGAAGAAUGUUAAACAUCCAAGCGCGGCACGCAUGGCAGCCGCACCGUUGACGAAGAAAAAACUGGAAUGGGCGACGAGCGAUAAUUUCAACGAUUGUGGCGUGUUUGCUAUGAGGCACAUGGAAAUGUACAAAGGGAGUGAUGUCGAGUUUGAAUGCGGUUUUAGUACGCAAAAAAAUAUUCAAGACAUGCAAUUGCAAAACAUGAGGAUGAAGAUUGCAACAAAACUGUUACUAUCAGAGGCGAACGUGUACAAGGCAACGGUUAUGUACCUCGCAAGAAAAGCAAUACAAAAUUUGGAAGAUGAAAGAAUGCGGGAAUUGUUGGAAAAAGAGCGAGCAAAACAAGAAAAAUGUUGGGACACUCUUAGCAAAUGGAAGAAUGCGGAUAAAGUUUGAGGGUAGUAGUAGUUCAUGACACGUAGGUAGUAUUUGAACAUUAAACUGGUAAUUUGGAUUGUUUUGUUUGGUUAGGCAUGUUAGAUGGUUGUGUUGGGAAGGUAACAAGUUGAUACAGUUAUGAUGCAUGUUAAAUUUUGGUUAGGUGUGGUUGGAAUUAGAUAAUCAUGUUACUAAUAGUUGGUUGAUAUAUUCAAAAUUUGAAAUC
Molecule: messenger RNA, 1301 nt
Organism: Helianthus annuus (common sunflower)
Lineage: Eukaryota; Viridiplantae; Streptophyta; Magnoliopsida; Asterales; Asteraceae
Exons: 5
Coding region: 59-1093 (344 amino acids)
Biological process (GO): proteolysis
Molecular function (GO): cysteine-type peptidase activity
Source: RefSeq, a predicted model, not a curated record